Alosa alosa (allis shad) is the source of this 2995-nucleotide messenger RNA. It is a transcript of the gene wbp1la, whose product is annotated as WW domain binding protein 1-like a. The transcript is spliced from 4 exons. NCBI's taxonomy places the organism in Eukaryota, Metazoa, Chordata, Actinopteri, Clupeiformes, Clupeidae. The record is from RefSeq and is a predicted model, not a curated record. The coding region runs from base 217 to 1440 and encodes 407 amino acids.
CAGACACAAACACUCCUGAUCACUGACUGUGCCAUGCCACUCAUGGCUAUCACUGGGGGAUUCCACAGCACAGCUCUGGACACUGUGUCUCUCUCCUGCUAGCCGUGAUGCUUUUUGCGGUGUUUGCUUGAGAUCCCCCCCCCCCCUCGCACCUGAAAGAGAGAAAGACCGAGAGCGACAACAUUUGUGCUCGUUCAUUUGGAUUGGUUGACCAUCAUGGCUUUUUUAAUCUGGAUUAGACAGAGCAAGCUGUUAUGCCACGGGCCAAAGAACCAGAGCUACGUCUGUGAAUCGGGCUACUGCUGCGAGUCCCAGUGUUGCAGCCAUUACUACGAGCUGUGGUGGUUCUGGUUGGUGUGGACCAUCAUCAUCAUCCUCAUCUGCUGCUGUGUGUGUCACCACCGCCGCACCAAACACCGGCUCCAGCAGCAGCAGCGGCAGCACGAAAUCAACCUCAUCGCCUACCGCGAGGCCCACAACUACACAUCACUGCCCUUUUACCUCAGGUUCCUACCCAGUUACCUGCUGCCUGCAUAUGAAGAGGUGGUCAACAGGCCACCGACACCCCCACCCCCCUACAGUCCGGCCCAAACGGUGGUGACGGAGGUGGGCGGCAGCCCCACACAAACUGACCAACCUGAAUCCCACUGUCCUCAGGGCCCAGUCAGCCUCUCGGGGCCUGGGGCUCCAUCGGCCACCUCCACACCCAGCCCCGAGCAGCAGCAACAGCUCCACCUGCCCGUGUCCAGCCUCUCUGGCCCCCGCGGGGUGGUGGACGACGGCAAGGCGCUCCCGGGGGCCCCCUUGUCUGAGGGCCGGCAGCAGCAUCCUUCGCUGCAGGUGUCGCUACUGGCUGGGGAGGCCCCUCCGGCGCGGGGCAGCAAGGCCAGAGACUGUUGCAAGGAGCCGGGCGGCGAGCCCUUGGGCUGCCCCUCACCCCUCGACGACAAGGACCGCACACCUGGGCGCCACCGGCGCUUCACGGGCGAUUCGGGCAUCGAGGUGUGCGUGUGCAGCCGAGGCGUGGAGGAGGACGAGGAGGAGGACGAUGACAAUGAUGAUGAAGAGCACAUGAAGGAGCUAGAGAGACUGAUAGACGCAGAGGAGGAAGAGGAAGCUCUACACCCACGCGAUUUCUGCGACAGUUGCCACCCUCCUGGUGGCGUGGUCCACCACGGGCAGCGCCAGGACCCCAUGGGGCCAGCGGACGAGGAGCUUGGACACUCCGACGGCCUGGAACAGGUCCAUCAUCAUAAUCAUCAUCAUCAUCAUCAUCAUCAUAAUCCUCCUCACCAACACCAUCGUCAUCCUCAUCAGCAGCAGCCGGAGCAGGGGAUCAGCCAGGCGUCGCUGCCACGCUCCCCCGUCUGUCUGCUCUUGCACACCAUCAACGAACAGGACGGCUCCCACGGCCAGGGCAGCACGGAGAGCCAGAGCUGAGCACUUACAGUUAGCGGCGCUAGCCGAGACCCAGAGUCUCUCUCCGUCUGGGCGACAUCCCUUUACUCCCCCACUGUACUUUCAUAGUAUGUGUCUGUGAGUGUGUAUGUGUGAGUGAGUGGUAUGUUAGUGAAUUUCUGUUUUGUGAAGUCAUGGAGUUGCGGGAGAAACCGGCAAAUAAUUGCCUCUGCUGAACUGAUUGGCAUCCCCCCCCCUACCCACCAGUGCUGAUGUGAGUGUGCGUGUAUGUACCAUAGUCAGUGAAAGACUAGACCUGUGCCUUGUGGGAUAGUGGAGGGGACCAUGUUCCGCCUGUGUCUGUCUGUCUGUCUGUGUGUGUCCAGAGACGAACCCUGGAGAGAACUGGGCUCCCGGUCAGCAGCAUGGUUCGUCAGCUUUAGUGCUGGUCAUUAGAACACCUCAUCCCCAUGUGUGGGACAGGAUAACGCAAUGCAAGCAAAUAUCAAAAGAGGGCUGCAUUGCCUCAGCCUCUCUGCCCAGUCCUGUAUGUGCUGUCCAGUGGGACUUUAGGGCAAACUUUAUUAGUUAAGACUUACAGUACCCUGUGUAGCCACAUUCAAUAGUAGCCUGUAUCCUAACAGACAUCCCUACCUCCUCAGUAAGAGGUAUAUAGUGCUUAGGGGAAUCAUAUUGUAUUGGUACAUUUAGCGGUGUUUGUAUAGCCUAUGUCACACUGUAAGAAGCUCAUAGAUGUAUUUGUGUCUAAUUCAGAGGUACAAGAGCCCUUAAUUGUUUUGUGUAUUCUCAUGAAUUUAGAAUUUCCAUGAACAGCUCUCAAAUGCUCUCAAGCAUAUGUGCACAGCAGUAUGUUUUGUUUUGCAGAGCCCAACCCUUAUCGCAGGUUAGGUCAAUCUGAGAAAGGGCCAAAAAUGAGAACAAACCUGGCAAAUGAAUACGGAAGAACUGUAAAAAAGGGAAACUCCUUUAAGUCAAAUCACAACAGGAAAAGGUCAAAAACCUGAAACGCGUGAAGACCUGGUUUGUCUCUCCUGAAAUGACAAGUUUGUUGUCAUGCCUUUCUACAGAAGCAUUUAAGGCCUCAAAAUUCAAGAUUGAAAAUGAAAGCCACUGAACUUUGUGGAACAUAAGUGAAUGUCAUGAUUGAUUGAGUCGGACUAACAUUCAAGCACAUGUUUCCUGUGUGUGUGUCUGUCUGUGUGCGUGUGUAUGGUCUUCAGUCAGACUUUUCGCUCAGCGUCCGUUUGAUGGACAGUUUAACCCAAAGGUGGCUGACUGGAGUUGUGCCCCUCUCAUAAGCAGUGCCUACCCAUGUCGCCUACUGUAAUCACACAUCAUAUCUUGUUUAGCUGUUAAAGAAAACGAAUAGGAUCUUUCCCCUAUUCGCAGUCUUCUUAAGUCUUUCUGUGCUGCGAAAGUCGUAGAACCUUGCAUUAGCAUGUUAUGACUUCAGAAAGCACACUUAACUAAUAUGGUGCCUUUUUUAUUUUGGUUUUGGUUGUCGCCGUCAUUGUAUCGUUCCCAUCAGUUGCCUUAUCAAAUGUGUGGGAGCCUCAAGACAGCGAGUCAAAGCCAA